This is a messenger RNA of Diospyros lotus (date-plum), 540 nucleotides long. RefSeq names its product defensin Ec-AMP-D2-like. The coding region runs from base 106 to 339 and encodes 77 amino acids. NCBI's taxonomy places the organism in Eukaryota, Viridiplantae, Streptophyta, Magnoliopsida, Ericales, Ebenaceae. The record is from RefSeq and is a predicted model, not a curated record. The transcript has 2 exons. Gene Ontology annotation, biological process: defense response.
UCAAGCCCCUCUAUAAAGUCCACCUCCCUCUCCUUUCAUUCUUAUCUUCUAAUUAAACCCUCUCUCUCUCUCUCUAUUUCUCUCUCUCUAGAGAAGAAGAAGAAGAUGGAGCGCUCUGUGCGUUUGGUUUCAGCUGUUUUCCUCGUGCUGAUGCUCCUCGCCGCCACUGAGACGGGGAACAUGGUGGCGGAGGCGAGGACAUGCGAGUCGCAGAGCCACCGGUUCAGGGGGACGUGCGUGAGGAAGAGCAACUGCGCCGCCGUAUGCCAGACGGAGGGCUUCCCCGACGGUAACUGCCGGGGCUUCCGCCGCCGCUGCUUCUGCACCAAACACUGUUGAUGAUGAGUUAUGGGAAUCCAUGGCUGUCGUACGUACGUGGUCGUCUCGUUCAAUAACUCGUCUAGCUAGCUAGCUAGCCAUAGCGCUGUCUCUGCUGCUGCUGUAGUAGUAAUAAUGAGUCUCUAUGUACUGUGUUCACGAACGGAGGCUUCACUCCCCGCUUUCUUCUAUGGUGUCUAAUCCAUAGCUCUGUCUCUCUUA